AGAGAGGGAAGAAGAAGCAGAGAGGAGAACACCGGCAGACUAAACAGUCGUACAUGCAGGUGGAGUGGAGAGAAUAAAGCUUUUCCGUGAAGAGAGGACGAGGACCAAUACAGAAAACGAGUGAGAGCUGAGGGGAGGAUGAGGACCAGACGCUGUCAGAAUGGAUAUGAAAAAGACUGGCGUCUGCAAGAUUUAUGACUCAUUCAGAGAAAGGUGAAGAUAAAAGUGCUGAGGACAAGGACUGCAGCUUUAUCAUAUUUUAUCACUUAUAUAUCUCCAGUUUAACGGGUCACUCUUUUAAACUAAUUUCUCGCGGCUUUUGAAGUUUGAUGGAGGAAAACGCACACUGGACGACCUCCCUGCACAUUCACACACGUUCAAGCUGCAGCUGUGCUGUGUCUCCCACGGAGCGGAGAUUGCUGGGCCUGACUGAAAACCCUAAAGUCGUCACUCCUCAGCCGCAAUGACCACAUUUGCCCCUGCAUCUUCUUUCCCCUUCACUCUUUCAGCUUCUGCAUCAUCCAACACCUCUCUAUCCGCUUCAUCCCUUCCUCUUUCAAUGUCAUCUUUUCCCCCUCCCUUCUCCACCAUUUCUGUGGUCUCCCCAAACCAAACUUGUUUACUUGAUGACAAUCCCCUCCGUUGGACGCUGGCAAUCUUCUACUCCCUAUUCUUCCUCUUUGGGAUUGUGGGUAACGUCUUUGCACUGUGGGUUUUCCUUCACUUGCACUCGAGCCGCAAUUCUGUGAGAGUAUUCCUCAUCAACUGUGCUGUGGCUGAUCUGGUCCUGCUGGCGUGUCUGCCCUUCAGGGUCUUCUACCAUGUCAAUGGAAACAAGUGGGUUCUGGGAAAAGUGGCAUGCAAGCUGGUGGGAACUCUAUUUUAUAUGAACAUGUACAUAAGUAUCACGUUACUGGGAUUUAUCAGCUUGGACAGAUACUUAAGGCUGAAGAGGAAAGGUAGAGCGCGGAGAGGCGUGUGGGGGAGUAGCCGGUCAUCGAGCUGGGUGGCAUGUGGGGUUCUGUGGGGUCUGUCACUGACGGCGCUGGUGUGCAUGAUUGUCAAGGCAGACGGCAAAGAGAACAGUGACCUGUGCUUCCAGUACAAGCAGCUACACAAAGCCAAAGGGAAGGCCUACUUCAACGCCGUGCUGGUGGUGCUGUUCUGGUUCGUCUUCAUCAUGCUCGUGGUCUCCUACGCAAAGAUCGCCUGCCAGUUGCUGAGGGUGUCUCGGGACAGACCGGACCUUCCCAACGCGCGGAAAUACAACUGCACUGCCAAGAAAUCUUUCUUCGUCCUCUUUCUGUUCACCGUGUGUUUCGGACCCUACCACGCCUUCCGCCCCUUCUACAUCCACUCGCAGCUCAGCAGAACGAUCUCGUGCGACUACCAGCAGCUGAUGAACCGCACCAACGAGGUGAUGCUGUUAUUCUCCGCCUUCAAUAGCUGUUUGGAUCCGGUCAUGUACUUUCUGUUAUCUGGCUCGGUUCGCAAAACCGCACUGCAAGCGCUUGGGCAUCGAUUUGGAAACAGGCUAUUCCUCCACGACGCAACAUCCAACAGCUCGACGACGGAGUUCAGGCGGCCGUCUGUGCCUAUGGGGUUACCAAAAGCUGAACUGAACAUCCCCUCCGUCACACCGAGAGUCGGCAUCUGUGUCAUCAGCUCCACCCUCGACCACACAGGAUCGACUGUGCUUCCACCUACUGGCCAAAACUGAUCACUAGUUUGAACACUGGUGAGAUAAACGCCUUAUUUUUCUGACAUGGGUUGGACUGAAAAAAAUGGCAUUUAGACAUAUACUGACUUCACGUGUCAAAUUCUUUGUGUUCUUUCCGUCUUAUCUUCUGUGCUGCAAAUGGAAAGUAUUUAAAUUCUGCUUUAAUGCCUGGGAGACGGACUGACAAUACAGUCUGAGGAGAGGCACUGCAGUGAACACUAGGACCGAAGCCUUUCUAGUAAUGCAUGUUAUGUUUAUUUUCUAUCACGCAGUGCUGUAAUGUUUCUGAAAAUAUUCAUAUGUAUAAUUAUAUUAAUGGAUUAAGUAAACCUGGAGAAUAAUGUUCAAACAAACACAAGUCAAAUGCUUUUUUGUUGAAAGAUUCAAUAAUUUGUAGUAUCCUGUUUAUUUGAAAGUAAAGAGACCUAAAUACA
This is a messenger RNA of Hippoglossus stenolepis (Pacific halibut), 2154 nucleotides long. Its product is annotated as probable G-protein coupled receptor 34. Gene Ontology annotation, molecular function: G protein-coupled purinergic nucleotide receptor activity. Gene Ontology annotation, biological process: G protein-coupled receptor signaling pathway. Gene Ontology annotation, cellular component: membrane. NCBI's taxonomy places the organism in Eukaryota, Metazoa, Chordata, Actinopteri, Pleuronectiformes, Pleuronectidae. Bases 464 to 1720 code for a protein of 418 amino acids. The transcript has 2 exons. The record is from RefSeq and is a predicted model, not a curated record.